Messenger RNA from Fusarium vanettenii 77-13-4, 1668 nucleotides. RefSeq lists its product as uncharacterized. Gene Ontology annotation, cellular component: nucleus. Gene Ontology annotation, biological process: positive regulation of transcription by RNA polymerase II. Lineage: Eukaryota; Fungi; Ascomycota; Sordariomycetes; Hypocreales; Nectriaceae. The record is from RefSeq and is a predicted model, not a curated record. The transcript is spliced from 3 exons. Bases 1 to 1668 code for a protein of 555 amino acids. Gene Ontology annotation, molecular function: DNA-binding transcription factor activity; transcription cis-regulatory region binding.
AUGGACAAAAAGCGUAAAGAAACUCAUUCUAAAUGUGUUCUUUGCAAUACGACAAGAAGACGAGAAUCUCUGGCUUAUGUAAUCCUCGAUAUUUGCCUUGUCCAGGUUUUCCCCAAACUCAAAGCACUUGAAGUUCUUGACUCUCAUUCAUUUACUCCCGGUACAAACCCGAAUGGAUGGAUGGUGGUCGGAGACAAGAAGAAAUGGCAGAAAGGCUACGAAAGGAAGUCAAAGAGCAAGCCCAUCGACGCCGUCCAGUCCGAGAACGGUUGCUACAUGCGUCUCUACCACGACUACCACCUCAAGACCUUGAUGAUCCACAAUCAUAUUCUCAGCCAUCCAAAGAGACCAAGCCAUGCCCUGAGGCCCGACACUUUCCUGCUCACAUUCUACCUUGAUAAUUUGCUGCCUUUCUUGUUUCCCUUCUACAAUCCUUCGCUGCUAGAAGAUGGAAAAGCAUGGCUCUUGGAAAUGAUGAUAAGCAGCCCUGUGGUACGACAGGCAACUCGAUGUCAGAGUUCAUACUUCUUCUCUCUUGCACAGGGGCAAGAUGCCGAUUGGAAAACUGUGCUCGAACAAACCAAGGAUGCUUUUAGCAUGCUAGGAAAGUCCCUACAAUUCAUCCAGGGUUUCAACAUCAUGGAGCACGUCCAUGGCGCUAUACGCAUCUUGGCGGGCAUCGUGCAGCUCCAACGAUACGGGACUUCUCUUUUGAGCUUUGACAACUGCCAAGCGCAUCUCAGCGGCGCAGUGGCUCUUUUCAAGCAACUUCUCGACAGCGUUGGAUCAUCUGAUCCCCGGUCAAGCUUCUCCGUGGUCAUCAGUCGCCUAGGGCCAUCGUCACAAAUUGCAGAAAGACUUGAGGUACCAAGCGCUGAACAAUCCGCAUUUCGCUUUUCUUCGGCUCUCCUAUUUUUUGACGAUAUCGUUGCCAGCACGGUGCUUCAGCAGAAGCCAAAACUUUACGAAUACCACCAAAGCCUUCUCGAUGAUGUAAACGAGGGCGGCCCUGCGGUUGACUUGGAGACUGUUGUCGGCUGUCAAAACUGGGUACUCAUCCAGAUGGGAGAAAGUGCUUCGCUGGACGCAUGGAAACAGGAUUGCCAAAGAGCAGGAAAUCUCGAUGUGAUGGAAAUGGUCCGUAUCGCCACAACGAUCAAGGCUUCUUUGGAAAUCCAACUUUCUGGGGUCAAAGCAAACGGAGACAAGGGCCUAGACAAACACCAGAGACAAUUCAAUAUUCUCACGGGGGAAGAUGAGCAGCAGUCAAAGACAAGAGCUGCUCAGAGCUCCCUCGUCACCCAGGUCUGGGCCCACGCAGUGCUGAUCUACCUGUCUGUCAUUGUAUCCGGCUGGCAGCCAGCGAGUGUCGAGAUAUGUCAGAACGUUGAAGGCGUACUCAAACACAUCGAGAGCCCAAUCUCAAUAUUACCUCGUGCCCUACUGCGCACAAUGGUGUGGCCAUUCUGCGUCGCAGGCUGCCUCGCCGAGCCAGCACAAAGGCCUCGUUUCAGGUCGAUCGUUGAAGAACUGCAACCACCAAGAGUUUUUGGCACACUCUCCAAGGCACUCGAAAUAAUGAAAAAGGACUGGAGAGAGGAAAAUGAUACGGGGCGCGAUCUGGCCACGUGCUUCAAAGGUCAUGGUGAUUUAGUGUUGCUUGUUUAA